GGGGUGGUGGUUGGAGGUAGGUUUUGAUUUUCAAAUUUUGCAUAUUUUCCUUCUCUCUCUCUUUUUUCUUAAACUGAAAGAGGAUGCACAGGAGGCGAAAUUGAACAUUUUUUUUGUUGGCUUUUGUUUACCUGGCGUGUGUGGCAACCGGCUCGCUCCCUCUCUCUGCUUGCUAUCCCUGACCUUUCUUUCUUUUUGCUCCUUUUCAAAAAAAAUAUUAAUUUCCCCCUUCUGUGCAAUGGAGCGUGGAGGGGGGAGGAGGGGGAAGGGUUUGAGAAUCCACCCAAGCCCGGCCCCUAUUCCCCAGAACACCAAUAAUAACCCCCUUUAAAACAUUUACCUUCCUCCCCUGCUCCUCCCCCUCCCCCUCCCCCCACCCGCCCCCAACUCACAACUCUGUUGAGUCCAGAAGCUCAGAAUCGGGCGUUGGGCUUUGCCGGGUGCUUCAGAUCAAUGGAUGAGUUCCAUCCGUUCAUCGAGGCGCUGCUGCCUCACGUCCGCGCCUUCUCCUACACCUGGUUCAACCUGCAGGCGCGGAAGCGCAAGUACUUCAAGAAGCACGAGAAGCGGAUGUCGAAGGACGAGGAGCGGGCGGUGAAGGACGAGCUGCUGGGCGAGAAGGCCGAGAUCAAGCAGAAGUGGGCAUCCCGGCUGCUGGCCAAGCUGCGCAAGGACAUCCGGCCCGAGUUCCGUGAGGACUUCGUGCUGACCAUCACGGGCAAGAAGCCCCCCUGCUGCGUGCUCUCCAACCCCGACCAGAAGGGCAAGAUCCGGCGGAUUGACUGCCUGCGCCAGGCCGACAAGGUGUGGCGGCUGGACCUGGUCAUGGUGAUUUUGUUUAAGGGGAUCCCCCUGGAAAGUACUGAUGGGGAGCGGCUCUACAAGUCGCCCCAGUGCUCGAACCCCGGCCUCUGCGUCCAGCCACAUCACAUUGGAGUCACAAUCAAAGAACUGGAUCUUUAUCUGGCUUACUUUGUCCACACUCCAGAAUCCGGACAAUCAGAUAGUUCAAACCAGCAAGGAGAUGCGGACAUCAAACCACUGCCCAACGGGCACUUAAGUUUCCAGGACUGUUUUGUGACUUCCGGGGUCUGGAAUGUGACGGAGCUGGUGAGAGUAUCACAGACUCCUGUUGCGACAGCAUCAGGGCCCAACUUCUCACUGGCGGACCUGGAGAGUCCCAGCUACUACAACAUAAACCAGGUGACCCUGGGGCGGCGGUCCAUCACCUCCCCUCCUUCCACCAGCACCACCAAGCGCCCCAAGUCCAUCGAUGACAGCGAGAUGGAGAGCCCCGUUGAUGAUGUCUUCUAUCCUGGCACAGGCCGCUCCCCGGCUGCCGGCAGCAGCCAGUCCAGCGGGUGGCCCAACGAUGUGGAUGCAGGCCCGGCUUCUCUAAAGAAGUCAGGAAAGCUGGACUUCUGCAGUGCCCUCUCCUCUCAGGGCAGCUCCCCGCGCAUGGCUUUCACUCACCACCCGCUGCCUGUGCUUGCUGGAGUCAGACCAGGUGAGAACUGCGGGGGCCCGGAGGGGGGCAGCGGGGGAGGCGGGGGCCCGCUGGCCAGGCGACGGAGCUAG
Molecule: messenger RNA, 1578 nt
Organism: Suricata suricatta (meerkat)
Lineage: Eukaryota; Metazoa; Chordata; Mammalia; Carnivora; Herpestidae
Gene: NFIX
Product: nuclear factor I X
Exons: 7
Coding region: 454-1578 (374 amino acids)
Biological process (GO): regulation of transcription by RNA polymerase II
Cellular component (GO): nucleus
Molecular function (GO): DNA-binding transcription factor activity, RNA polymerase II-specific; RNA polymerase II cis-regulatory region sequence-specific DNA binding
Source: RefSeq, a predicted model, not a curated record